Messenger RNA from Prosopis cineraria, 1003 nucleotides. Its product is annotated as thioredoxin O2, mitochondrial. The transcript is spliced from 7 exons. The record is from RefSeq and is a predicted model, not a curated record. NCBI's taxonomy places the organism in Eukaryota, Viridiplantae, Streptophyta, Magnoliopsida, Fabales, Fabaceae. Bases 77 to 685 code for a protein of 202 amino acids.
CUCCUGGGUCAUUCUCGCUUGAAUUUGAGACCGGUAACCCAGCCCAAAGAAAAAAACCUAGGAAGGAGAUUUGGGCAUGCAAAGGGAAAUGGCGAGAAACUUGAUUCACCGAUCGUCCACCUUUCGCUGGGCAUUAGAGAACAGACUCUGCCCCCGCUUUAACCAUGUUCGUUCAGAUUCAUUCGGAACAUUGAUUUCUGCACCCACAACUAUAGACCCAUCUCCGCCGUCAAAGUCAUUCACUAACUCUUCGUUUUCUGCCAUCGCCACCAUCACUCCUCCGCAACUCUCCGUUCUGCCGUCAUUCCACCACUAUCGUCGCUUUGGCUCCUCUUCAGGUCCUUCACACAUUGUCCUUGUUAAGACAGAGGAAGAGUUUAACAAUAUCCUUAGCAAAGUACAAGAUCAAUCAUUGCCUGCGAUCUUCUAUUUCACUGCAGUUUGGUGUGGACCAUGCAGGUUUAUUUCUCCUGUUAUCGAGGAUCUCAGUGGAAAAUAUCCUCAUGUAACAACGUAUAAAAUUGAUAUCGAUCAGGAAGCAAUUCAAGGCACGUUGGGCAAAUUAAUGAUCACAUCUGUGCCAACGCUCCAUUUCUUUCAGAAUGGAAAAAAAGCUGAUGAGCUUAUCGGAGCUGAUGUUGGGCGUCUGAACUAUAUUGUGGAGAAACUCUUCAAGAAGGACUGACUAAGAUUAUGAUGCGAGGAUUAAUCGGCUGAUGAAGUGGUAAAUGAUAAAGCUUAAUUACUUAAACUGAUCUUUCUUGGUCCCAAAAAAAGAAAAUGGAUCUUUUGGGUUUCACAACCGCCUAGUUUAUAGUUGGGGAACGUCUCCUUGUUAAUAAAGAUUGAAGUGGUGUUUCUGUGGGUCAAAACAAUAAGUGAUGUUUAUAUAUGUGUUCACUAUGCAUGUUAUAUUUUAAUGGAGAAAAGCAGAGUGAAAGGAAAAAAUGUUUAAUUUAUAUUUGGAGAACAAAAAUUUUUAAAUCAAGCAUUUCCCCAUUUA